Messenger RNA from Gamsiella multidivaricata, 681 nucleotides. RefSeq lists its product as uncharacterized. NCBI's taxonomy places the organism in Eukaryota, Fungi, Mortierellomycota, Mortierellomycetes, Mortierellales, Mortierellaceae. The transcript has 3 exons. The record is from RefSeq and is a predicted model, not a curated record. The coding region runs from base 1 to 681 and encodes 226 amino acids.
AUGCCGAACGGGAUUGUCAGUGUCUGGACUCACAAAGCCAUCUUGCCAGAGGUGGUCAACACAAUGCAGGGUCUAGGCUGCCGAUAUGUUGAAAACCUAGUUUGGUACAAGAUGGCGCUGAACAACACUAACCUUGAUCGCGCAUCGCCAUACUUCCGCACUUCAAAGGAGAUCUUACUUCUUUUCAAGAAGGUAACGAGGCGCUCAUACGCUGGUGACGGUUUCGAUAUUCGUCAUCAGCGGACAGCGGACGUAAUUAUUGAUUUUGAAAAGCCUACGAGCUCGUGGAUUGAUGAGGAUUACACGGAGCCUAAGCCUGACGGUGUGUUUGAAAUGAUGGAAAUCAUGCUGCCGGACGCACGGUACACUCCUGAGGCAGGGCGCGGAAGACUUCUGGAACUUUGGGCUAAAAAGAGUCAGGAACGUCGCCCCGGCUGGUUUAGCAUUCAUGAGCUGAAGCACACUUCCACGACAUCUGCAGCGCCAUCAUCAACUCUAACAGCUACAGCAUCUACUGCACAGACAGCUCCUUUAACACUCACAGCGUCUCCAGUACCAAACGAUUCUAGAAUACCAGUAUCACCUGAAUCGGCAUCUGGAGAUGGCGGAGACACGGAUAGUAUUGACGAUGUGGCACUACUAGAAAUUGCAAACGACAUGGAUCUCGACUUUAAUGAGUGA